GCCGCCUGGUCAUUGGCUGCGACGCAUUCCCGGGCCCCGUGUGUGGCGGAGGAGAGCGGAAGCGGCGUUGGUGUAUUGUCUGCGUGAGAAAGAGGAGGGGGCACCGGGGUUCAGGUCUUUGGACCGCGGCUGCCUUAUACAAAGUGGAUACGGCCUCCCAGAUGAAUCGCGGCACCUAUGACGCGCAUGCACAUAGCGGAUCAUUGUAACUACGAAACGAUCACCCGCAGGAGUAUAUGAACACGGUUGUUAUUUAAUGAUCUUACAUCAAUUUCUGUGCGUUGGAUGCUUCCCAGACAAUCUUAUCAGCACCGUGGCAGCACGCACCGGCCAGGCCGCAGCCCCGUGACGGCGUGAGCACAGCAACCUGGGGGCCCUGCACCGAGAGGCGCAGCGGGUGAGAGCGGAUAGGCCUGUACUCGGUGCUUGCACACGGGGGAGGAGCUCCGCCGCACAAUAGGUGCCGACUCUCUCUCUCAUUUCUGGGCUUUAUUUAUUAAUACACGUUUUCCUGCUAUCCCAUUAUAAGAGGCUGAGGAUGUCCAAGUCUCCAGGAGGAGGUGGUCUUGGAGGAGGAAGUGGAGGACUCACCUGGGUGACAUUGUUUGACAGCCAGAAUAACGCAGCAAAAAAAGAAGAAGCUGAAAGCCACAGCAAUAAUAAAAACGAGACUUCCAAAAAGAUGUCCGUGGAACGAGUUUACCAAAAGAAAACCCAACUGGAACAUAUCCUCCUCCGACCGGACACAUACAUUGGAUCUGUAGAGCCUGUAACACAGACAAUGUGGGUGUACGAUGAAGAUAUUGGAAUGAAUUGCAGAGAUAUUACCUUUGUGCCAGGAUUGUAUAAGAUAUUUGAUGAAAUUCUCGUCAAUGCAGCAGACAAUAAACAGAGGGAUAAAAAUAUGUCCUGCAUCAAAAUUUCAAUUGAUCCGGACUCCAAUAUAAUCAGCAUAUGGAACAAUGGCAAAGGAAUCCCAGUAGUGGAACACAAAGUUGAGAAAGUAUAUGUCCCAGCUUUAAUUUUUGGGCAGUUAUUAACAUCCAGCAACUAUGAUGACGAGGAGAAGAAAGUUACAGGUGGGCGAAACGGCUAUGGUGCUAAACUCUGCAAUAUUUUCAGCACAAAAUUUACAGUGGAGACUGCGUGUAAAGAAUAUAAACACAGUUUUAAACAGACAUGGACAAAUAACAUGCUAAAAAGCACUGAUGCUAAGAUCAAACAUUUUGAUGGAGAUGACUACACUUGCAUUACAUUCCAGCCAGAUUUGUCCAAGUUUAAAAUGGAAAAACUAGACAAGGACAUUGUGGCACUUGUAACACGACGAGCUUACGAUGUUGCAGGUUCGUGUAAGGGAGUUCGAGUCUUGUUCAAUGGAAAAAAACUUCCUGUGAAUGGCUUCCGCAGUUACGUAGAUCUUUACGUAAAGGACAAACUGGACGAAACUGGUGUGGCUCUGAAAGUAAUACAUGAAGUUGCGAAUGAACGAUGGGAUGUGUGCUUGACUUUGAGUGAGAAGGGCUUCCAGCAAAUCAGCUUUGUGAAUAGUAUAGCUACCACAAAGGGUGGUAGACAUGUAGAUUAUGUUGUAGACCAAAUUGUGUCUAAACUCAUUGAAGUCGUGAAGAAGAAAAAUAAAGCUGGAGUUUCUGUGAAGCCCUUCCAGGUGAAAAACCAUAUAUGGGUUUUUAUCAAUUGUUUGAUUGAAAACCCCACCUUUGAUUCACAGACAAAAGAGAACAUGACCCUUCAGCCGAAGAGUUUUGGUUCCAAAUGCCAGCUGUCUGAAAAAUUUUCCAAGGCGGCUUCAAACUGCGGCAUUGUAGAAAGUAUCUUGAAUUGGGUCAAAUUUAAGGCCCAGAUACAGCUAAACAAGAAAUGUUCUUCUGUUAAACAUAGUAAAAUUAAGGGCAUUCCCAAACUGGAUGAUGCAAACGAUGCUGGUGGAAAACAUUCCUUGGACUGCACAUUGAUUUUGACUGAGGGGGACUCUGCCAAAUCACUAGCGGUUUCUGGCUUAGGUGUCAUAGGAAGGGACCGUUAUGGUGUGUUUCCUCUAAGAGGAAAAAUCCUCAAUGUCCGAGAAGCUUCCCACAAACAGAUCAUGGAAAAUGUAGAAAUAAAUAACAUUAUAAAAAUUGUCGGUUUGCAAUACAAGAAAAGCUAUGAUGAUCAAGAAUCCUUGAAAACAUUACGCUAUGGAAAAAUUAUGAUCAUGACUGAUCAGGAUCAAGAUGGCUCUCACAUCAAAGGCUUGUUGAUUAAUUUUUUUCAUCACAAUUGGCCAUCUCUGCUGAAACACAGUUUUCUUGAGGAGUUCAUCACGCCUAUUGUCAAGGCAUCGAAAAAUAAGCAGGAGCUGGCAUUCUAUAGUAUUCCAGAAUUUGAUGAAUGGAAAAAACAAAUAGAAAACCAAAAACUAUGGAAGAUUAAGUAUUACAAAGGUUUGGGUACCAGCACUGCUAAAGAAGCAAAAGAAUACUUUGCUGAUAUGGACAGACAUAGAAUUAUAUUUAGAUAUGCUGGGCCUGAAGAUGAUGCAGCCAUCACUCUGGCUUUUAGCAAAAAGAAAAUUGAUGAUAGAAAAGAAUGGCUUACAAAUUUUAUGGAGGACAGAAGACAGCGUCGAUUACAUGGACUGCCUGAGCAAUUCUUAUACGGCACAGCCACAAAACACUUGACGUACAACGACUUCAUCAACAAGGAGCUUAUUCUUUUUUCAAACUCUGACAAUGAACGAUCCAUUCCCUCCCUUGUCGAUGGUUUUAAGCCUGGUCAAAGGAAAGUUUUAUUCACUUGUUUUAAGAGAAAUGAUAAACGUGAAGUAAAGGUUGCUCAGCUGGCAGGUUCUGUUGCUGAAAUGUCUGCUUAUCAUCACGGUGAGCAAGCUUUGAUGAUGACAAUUGUGAAUUUGGCCCAGAGUUUUGUGGGUAGCAACAAUGUUAGUUUGCUGCAGCCCAUUGGUCAGUUUGGUACCAGGCUACACGGUGGGAAGGAUGCUGCUAGCCCACGUUAUAUUUUCACAAUGUUAAGCCCUCUGGCCAGAUUGCUUUUCCCUGGUGUGGAUGAUAACCUACUGAAGUUCCUUUAUGAUGACAACCAGCGUGUGGAGCCUGAGUGGUAUAUGCCCAUUAUCCCUAUUGUCUUAGUCAAUGGUGCAGAAGGGAUUGGAACAGGCUGGGCUUGUAAGCUUCCUAAUUAUGACACUAGGGAAAUUGUAAACAAUGUGAAAAGAAUGCUGGAUGGACUGGAGCCUUAUCCAAUGCUUCCAAGCUACAAGAACUUUAAAGGUACUAUACAAGAACUGGGGCAGAACCAGUAUGCUAUGAGUGGUGAAAUCUUUGUUCUGGACAGAAAUACUGUAGAAAUCACAGAACUUCCAGUGAGAACGUGGACUCAGGUAUACAAAGAGCAGGUGCUGGAGCCCAUGCUGAACGGAACUGAAAAAACACCAGCAUUAAUCUCUGAUUACAAAGAGUAUCACACUGAUACCACUGUGAAAUUUGUUGUGAAAAUGACAGAAGAAAAGCUCGCACAGGCAGAAGCUGCUGGCUUGCACAAAGUGUUUAAACUUCAGACUAGUCUUACUUGUAAUUCAAUGGUAUUGUUUGAUCAUAUGGGCUGUCUAAAGAAAUAUGAGACUGUACAAGACAUCCUAAAGGAGUUUUUCGAUUUAAGAUUACAUUACUACAAUCUACGCAAAGAUUGGCUCAUAGGAAUGUUGGGCGCUGAAGCUGCCAGGCUCUCCAAUCAAGCUAGGUUUAUUCUAGAGAAGAUACAAGGAAAGGUCGCUAUAGAGAAUAAAAGCAAGAGGGAUUUAAUUCAGAUGUUGGUCCAAAAGGGAUACGAGUCUGACCCGGUAAAAGCCUGGAAGGAGGCCCAGGAAAAGGCAGCAGAAGAGGAUGAUGUCUUGGAACAGAAUGAUGACAGCAACUCAGACUCUGAUGCUGGAUCUGGGCCAGACUUUAACUAUAUUCUGAAUAUGUCUUUAUGGAGUCUUACCAAGGAAAAAGUAGAUGAUCUGAUUAAACAAAGAGAUAUAAAAGGUAAAGAACUCAAUGACCUCAAGAGAAAAUCUCCUUCCGACCUCUGGAAAGAAGACCUUGCAGCUUUUGUUGAAGAGCUUGAGAAAGUAGAAGCACAAGAAAGGGAAGAUGUGCUAGCUGGAUUUGCAGGCAAAGCAAUAAAAGGCAAAAUUGGUAAACCCAAAAUAAAGAAAAUGCAGCUUGAAGAGACCCUGCCCUCUCUUUAUGGCAGAAGAGUUGAGCCCCAGAUUAGUGCGAUGAAGGCUGAUGCCAGUAAAAAGAUGCUGAAAAAGAAAAAGGGUGACAUUGACUCCAUGGUACUGAAAUUGGAGUUUGAUGAGGAGUUUGGUUCCUUAACAGCAGAAGGGGGUGAAGAUUCUCAGAAUAUGACACCAGUGAAACCUGUAAAACCCAAGAGGGAGAAAAAAGAACCUGGUUCUCGAGCCAAAAAAACACCAUUAACCCCAAAAGCUACUCCAGGCAAGAAAGGAAAGAAGCGAAAUCCCUGGUCAGAGGAUGAAUCUAAAUCGGACAGCGACAUUGAAGAGGCUGAGGCAGAGCCUGUGGUUAUUCCUCGUGACUCCCUUCUGAGGAGAGCAGCAGCUGAAAGGCCCAAGUACACCUUUGAUUUUUCUGAAGAGGAAGAUGCAGAUGACGAUGAUGAAGGAAUUAUCAGUAACAAUAACCGUCUUAAUGAUGUGAAACCCCAAUCACCGCCUGUUACAAAUGACUGUGACGAUGAUGAAGAUGUUCACUCGGACAGCCCAGAAAAAGAUGAGUUUGAGUUCUCCUCUUUCUCAUCAAAGCCGUCAUUAGAGAAAUCGUUACAAGCAGAAAAGAAAAAGGACAUCGACAUAUUCUCUUCCUCUUCAUUUGCUGAGAAAAUAGGAAACGAAGCUGAAGAAACUACUAAAUAUGACAGUGAUGAAGAUAUGCCCUCACCUCUGUAUUCUUCUCCAUUCUCGUUCAAAUCAGUGGAAAAGCCAACUAGCAAAGGAUCUACUAAGAAAGUAAAAACACCUUCUGAUUCCGCCUCAAAACCCAAACGGCCUCCAAAGCCAAAGAAAUCGGACAUUUUUGUGAAUUCUGAUUCUGAUCCAGAAUUUUCCACAAUACCAGUAAAAACAACCACAGAUUCCACUUCAAAACCCAACCGGUCUACAAAGUCAAAGAAAUCGGAUAUUUUUGUGAAUUCUGAUUCUGAUCCAGAGUUUUCCACAAUACCAGUAAAAACAACCUCUGAUACCACAUCGAAACCCAAUCGGCCUCCAAAGUCAAAGAAAUCAGAUAUUUUUGUGAAUUCUGAUUCUGAUCCAGAGUUUUCCACAACACCAGUAAAAACAACCUCUGAUUACACUUCAAAACCCAACCGGCCUCCAAAGUCAAAGAAAUCAGAUAUUUUUGUGAAUUCUGAUUCUGAUCCAGAGUUUUCCACAACACCAGUAAAAACAACCUCUGAUUCCACUUCAAAACCCAACCGGCCUCCAAAGUCAAAGAAAUCGGAUAUUUUUGUGAAUUCUGAUUCUGAUCCAGAGUUUUCCACAACACCAGUAAAAACAACCUCUGAUUCCACUUCAAAACCCAACCGGCCUCCAAAGUCAAAGAAAUCGGAUAUUUUUGUGAAUUCUGAUUCUGAUCCAGAGUUUUCCACAAUACCAGUAAAAGCAACCUCUGAUUCCUUUUCAAAACCCAACCGGCCUCCAAAGCCAAAGAAAUCGGAUAUUUUUGUGAAUUCUGAUUCUGAUCCAGAGUUUUCCACAAUACCAGUAAAAACAACCUCUGAUACCACUUCAAAACCCAAACGGCCUCCAAAGCCAAAGAAAUCGGAUAUUUUUGUGAAUUCUGAUUCUGAUUCAGAAUUUGGUGCCCCAAAGAAGUCAAUAGCCCCCAAAGCAAAAGGAAGAGGGAGGAAAAGAAAAACAUCAGACUCUGAAAAUGAAGGUGAAUACAAUCCUGGAAAGAAACCAACAAAAUCUGCAUCAUCUACCAAGAGAUCCAAGAAACCUUCAUUUGAUCAAGAUUCAGAUGGUGACAUAUUCCCGUCAGAAUUAGGGUCUGAAAGUGCAUCGCGGCAGAGGCCUGGCCGGGCCAGGAAAGAAGUUAAAUAUUUUGCAGAGUCUGAUGAUGAGGAUGAUUUUGAUAUGUUUUAAUUAUGUGCCCGAAGAGCACACAAACAUUUUCCGACAAAGUAUCUUGUGUAGUCCUUUUGUCCCUCCUGUUGCAGACUUUUGUACAUUGUCUUAUUUUAUGUGAUGACGUAAUUUGAUGGUUUUUAUUAUUGUGUAGACAUUUUAACAUUUUGUUGUUACACAUACAGUUUUAUGCUCUUUUUUACUCAUUGAAAUGUCAUGUAUUUGUCCAGAUAUGGCUUGUAGAAAUGUUUUAGACCGCUGUGCUCAAGCACACAUUUUAAUUGUCCUGGAUGGGAAAAAAAAUAAUGCAAACCUGCUUUUUAAAAUGAAAUGAAACAUUAAAAAAAAACAGAAACAA
Molecule: messenger RNA, 6515 nt
Organism: Bombina bombina (fire-bellied toad)
Lineage: Eukaryota; Metazoa; Chordata; Amphibia; Anura; Bombinatoridae
Gene: TOP2B
Product: DNA topoisomerase II beta
Exons: 36
Coding region: 539-6175 (1878 amino acids)
Biological process (GO): resolution of meiotic recombination intermediates; sister chromatid segregation; DNA topological change
Cellular component (GO): nucleus
Molecular function (GO): ATP binding; DNA topoisomerase type II (double strand cut, ATP-hydrolyzing) activity; DNA binding
Source: RefSeq, a predicted model, not a curated record